This is a messenger RNA of Musa acuminata subsp. malaccensis (wild Malaysian banana), 708 nucleotides long. RefSeq names its product bidirectional sugar transporter SWEET6a-like. Gene Ontology annotation, cellular component: membrane. Gene Ontology annotation, biological process: carbohydrate transport. Gene Ontology annotation, molecular function: sugar transmembrane transporter activity. The record is from RefSeq and is a predicted model, not a curated record. Lineage: Eukaryota; Viridiplantae; Streptophyta; Magnoliopsida; Zingiberales; Musaceae.
AUGGUGAUGAGCCAGCAAGCGAUCCGCAGCGUCCUGGGGGUCAUAGGCAACAUCAUCUCCUUCGGCUUGUUCCUCUCCCCUGUGCCGACAUUCAUAAGAAUAAUCAAGAGAAAGGCGGUGGAGGAUUUCUCUCCGAUCCCCUACCUCGCGACAGUCCUCAAUUGCAUGUUCUGGGUGUUCUAUGGCCUCCCCAUCGUCCACCCCAACAGCAUCCUCGUCGUCACCAUCAACGGCAUCGGCCUCAUCCUCGAGGCGAUCUACCUCGUCAUAUUCCUCGUUUAUGCUCCCCGCCAAGGCCGCUUGAAGGUGUCGAAGAUAUUGGCCGCAGAGGUGUCGUUCAUGACGGUGGUGGUGGUGGUGGUGCUCCUGACAGCCCACACUCACGAGAAGCGGUCGCUCAUCGUAGGGAUCUUCGCCAUCAUUUUCGGCACGUGCAUGUAUGCUUCGCCUCUUUCGGUCAUGAAAAUGGUCAUUCAGACCAAAAGCGUCCAGUACAUGCCCUUUACCCUCUCUCUUGCUAGCUUCCUUAAUGGUGUCGUCUGGACCAGCUAUGCCUUCCUCCCAUUCGACAUCAACCUCGUGAUUCCCAAUGGUUUGGGUGCUCUUUUCGGCCUGGCACAGUUGAUUCUCUAUGCAUGCUACUACAAAUCCACACCGAAAGCAGGCACCAAGGCUGAAGUUGAGCUGCCCACGGCUUCCAAUGUCUAA